Molecule: messenger RNA, 1038 nt
Organism: Aspergillus welwitschiae
Lineage: Eukaryota; Fungi; Ascomycota; Eurotiomycetes; Eurotiales; Aspergillaceae
Product: Aldo/keto reductase
Exons: 2
Coding region: 1-1038 (345 amino acids)
Cellular component (GO): cytoplasm
Source: RefSeq, a predicted model, not a curated record
AUGACCGCUUUCGGCAAACUUCCUGCUCGCUCUCUGGGUAACAAUGGCCCACUCAUUCCGCGAAUCGGCCUCGGACUCAUGGGUGCCAGUGGCACUUAUGGUCAACCCCUCCCAGAAACCGAACAUCUGAAAUUUUUGGACGAGGCAUACAAAAGGGGUGAGACCUUCUGGGAUACCGCCGACAAAUACGAUGAUUCCGAAAGCGUUCUGGGCAAAUGGUUCGCCCAGAACCCCGACAAGCGGAAGGAUAUCUUCCUAGCCACCAAGUUCGGCAUUUGCACAAACCCCGAAGCCAAAGACGGCAUGAAGAAUUGGAUGGAUUCCAGUCCGGAAUACUGUCGGAUCGCGAUUGAGAAGUCAUUGAAGCGCCUCGGACUGCCAUAUGUGGACCUGUACUACGUCCAUCGCUUGGACAAGGUCACCCCUAUUGAGAAGACCAUCGAAGCCAUGGUCGCGCUCAAGCAGGAGGGCAAGAUCAAAUACCUGGGGCUGAGCGAGUGCAGUGCGGAUUCGCUCCGUCGGGCCCAUGCAGUGCACCCCAUAUCGUGUGUGCAGGUAGAAUACAGUGUCUUCUGUAGGGAUAUCGAGUCCCCUCAGGUGCAAUUGCUGCAGACUGCUCGCGAGCUGGGCGUCGCUAUCGUUGCGUAUAGUCCGCUCGGCAAUGGGAUCCUCAGCGGAGCGAUUCGGUCGCUGGAGGACGUCAGAAAGCCCGGGGAUGUCAGAGGCGUGCUUCCCUGGCUUAGAAAAGGGAAUAUCGAGAAGAAUGUGGCUGUGGUGGAUCAGCUGACUGAGAUCGCUAAGGCGAAGGGUAUGACCACGGCACAGCUGGCGCUGGGGUGGUUGUUCGCUCAGGGGGACGAUGUCUUUGCGAUUCCAGGAACAAGCAAGAUUCAUCGACUGGAGGAGAACUUGGCCAGUUUGUCUUUCCAAUUGUCGGAGGAAGAAGAACAGUCAAUUCGGCAGAUCGCCCAAUAUGUCGCGGGUGGGCGCUUUCAGGCCUUGACUGGUUUUGCCUUUGCCGAUACCCCACAAUUGUGA